Pseudoliparis swirei is the source of this 4723-nucleotide messenger RNA. RefSeq names its product elongation factor RNA polymerase II (gene ell). NCBI's taxonomy places the organism in Eukaryota, Metazoa, Chordata, Actinopteri, Perciformes, Liparidae. Gene Ontology annotation, molecular function: cis-regulatory region sequence-specific DNA binding. The transcript has 12 exons. The record is from RefSeq and is a predicted model, not a curated record. Gene Ontology annotation, biological process: snRNA transcription by RNA polymerase II; positive regulation of transcription elongation by RNA polymerase II; transcription elongation by RNA polymerase II. The coding region runs from base 1 to 1944 and encodes 647 amino acids. Gene Ontology annotation, cellular component: transcription elongation factor complex.
AUGGCGGCGCUGAAGGAGGAGCAGUGCUACGGACUGUCCUGUGGAAGAGUGAGCAACGGCAGCAAUGUCUCCGUCUUUCACGUCAAACUCACUGACAGCGCACUGCGAGCGUUCGAAGGCUACCAGAGCGGCAAGGUCCUGUCAUCGCGACCGUUGAUCAGAUUUAAUGGAAACCAAGGGAAAAUUUCAAUACCGCGGUCCGAAAAUUCCAGCGAACUGCAGUCGUUUACGUUCUACCUGUCGAACGUGGGCAGAGACAACCCCCAGGGCAGCUUCGACUGCAUCCAGCAGUACAUCACCAGUGAAGGGAGCAUUCAGCUGGAUUGUUUGGGCGGGAUCCAGGACAAGAUUACAGUGUGCGCCACGGACGACUCCUACCAGAAGGCCCGGGAGAACAUGGCCCAGGUCGAGGAGGAGACUCGCAGUCGGAGUGCCAUCGUCAUCAAGCCCGGGGGGAGAUACGUAGGCAAGAAGGUUCAGAUCCGGAAACCGGCGCCUGGCCUCUCCGACGUGGCCCCGCUCCGGAGGACGUCUCGGCCCGUCAUCAUCUCCAGCAGCACGAUAAAGAAGGGCACGCCUCAGCACCGGCCGCUCCGAGAGCGCCUCACACACCUGCUGGCCCUCAAGCCUUACAAGAAGCCCGAGCUCAUCCUGAGGUUGCAGAAAGACGGCCUCUUGCCAUUAGACAAGGACUCCCUGGAUAGCUACCUGCAACAGGUGGCGAACCUGAAUGGGAAAGACAACACCUUCACAUUGAAGGACAUUUUGUAUAAGGAGAUCCAGAAGGACUGGCCGGGCUACACAGAAGGAGACCAGCAGCUUCUCAAGAGAAUCCUGUUUAAAAAACAGAGCCAGGCGACCCUGAACAGCUCCGCCCCUCCACUGGAGAGCCCGCCCAAAGAGCUGGCCGGCAGCUCGCCGUCGAAACGACCGGCUGCCGACUUCAUCGACCCGCUCGCCAACAAAAAGCCCCGGAUAUCGCAUCUCGCCAGCAAGGCUGCAACAGCCCCGGUUAACGGCAAGCUCGGCUCCUCCAAUGGGCGGGGGGAGGCGGGCGGCGCUCAGGGAGGCGUGGCGGUUUCGGUGGCGGUUUCGAUGUCGGACGGCGGCGUGACGUCCGGCGGCUCCCAGCAGCUCCCUCUGCUCGACAUCCCCCGUCCUUUCGAAGCACUGUCGGACGUCAGCAACGACUCCAGCCACAACGGGAGGGAUUGCGACUCUCAGGAAACCGCCGCGGCCGAGCGGCUCGGCCAGCAGCCCUCGCUGCUCUCGGGCCCGGCGCCCGGCGUCGGCACGUCGUCUCCCGGACACGCGGGCCCGGCCGCUCCUCGGGACAAGAGUCCGUCGUCUUUCAACAGCAAGUCCAGGAAGAAGUCCAAAAAGCAUAAAGACAAGGAGAAGAGCAAAGACAAGGGGAGGGUGAAGGAAAGGGCUCAGGAGAAGGAGAGGAAGAGUCGUGGGGAACGUGUGCCUGAGCCCAACCCGGUCUGUGAGCUGAGCCCCGGAAACCUCAAAAGCAACAGUAUUCCACACAAAAGCACAGAUCUGAAUGGGAUGUGCAACAGUACCAGUAUUCCCACGUCGUCAUCUGAGGUGGCAGCCUAUUUAUUGAAGUACACGGUGAUCGUCGCUCCGGAGCAGCGUCAGAGGUAUAAAAACGAUUUCAACGGCGAGUACAGUGAGUACCGGGGUCUGCACGCCCGGAUAGACGGCAUCACCCGGCAGUUCACUGUGCUCGACAACGAGCUCAAACAGCUCCACCAAGGCACAGACAAGUACAAGACAAUCCACAAUCAGAUACUUCAAGAGUAUCAUAAAAUAAAAAAGACUAAUCCAAACUAUAGCCAAGAGAAGAACCGCUGUGAAUAUCUACACAACAAACUGGCAUAUAUAAAGAGACUUAUUGCCGAGUACGAUCAACAGCAACUUUUUAAAAAAAAGUAGUUCUUCGACAUCGUUUCCCUGUUGUCUCUGGAAACCAAGCAGAUAAAGGAAAACUCUGGAUUCCGCCUGUGCUAAAUAAUGUUCACAUGAAAGAUGCCAUGAAAGGAGUAUUCCCCCUCAUCGGGGCCAAAGGCUCUGAUGAAGACUUAAGCAGGACACAUGAUAUUUUUCUCUCUCUCUCUCUCUCUUCCCCUCUUUUCUUUUUGGAAGAUAGGGUUGUGCCGCGGGGGGGGGGGGGGGGGGGGUAACGAUGCAUCCAGGGGAAAAAAGGCUUUAUUUUUCUCCGCGGUCCGCCCUGCUACGUCGUGCACACGAGCCUAAAAGAGUCGAACAUGGAGACUUUCCCACUUCCUUAGGAGAUAAUCCAAAUGAUCUUUCCUGCUUUUGAAACUAGCUGUAAACUGCGGAUUGUGCGCCAAAUGCUACUAAUUUAUAAUGAUCAGUUCCCCGCCCUCCGCCUCCCCCCAUAUACUGAAACGAACGGUUUUGACGUUAUUUCUCCGUUUUAUUUUAUUUAUUUUCCACACUUAAUUUGUGGGGGGGGGGGGGGGGUACGAGUCUGUUUUACACUCCUUUUAAUAUCAGUCCUUAAAAGCCGUCUCUUCUCUUCGGUCCUCGCGUCUUGAAUGUCAGCCAGUAUUUUAUUCAGAAGCUGCCUUGCCCAUCUAAUUGUCAGAUCUGUUGGCGUUAAUUAUAUUUCUCUCUUUUAAAGAGAUGCAGAUAUUUAGUAUUGAUUAAAUCAAGACGAUGCAUCUAAAUGCACACGGUCGGAUGCAGGUUUAUAGGCUCGGCUUUUCUUUCCCAACAACAACAACUAACCUGUGCAGAUGUCUUAACAGAGGGGGACACGUGUGAAAGUCUCCAGUCCGGUCGUCCUCACUCGGCAGUGCUGCUUCAUCGGUGACGGCAGUCGGCCCUCAUGUUCGUCACAAUGUUUCAGUGAAGAACGACGUUCAGCUCUUAUUUGGUCGUCUUUCCCCGUUUUAGGUCCUGAAGGAUUUUGUAGCAAUAGAUUAAUUCAAAGUUAUCAAGAAGAGUCAAAAUGCCAGCGCUGCUCCAUGCUUCAGAAAAGAAAACCUCUAAUUUGUAAGAUGAUGCAGACGUGGGAUGCAGAUCUGGCUUUUCUUUUUCUUUUCAUCCUUAAAAAAAGAAAAAUGUAAAUAAAAAAUGUUUUCUUUCACAGAUCUCCUAGUUUACCACCAUUGGAACCUUUUUUCAAGUGACGUUAAAAUAGUGUUUGCGGCGUCUUUUUAAACGAGGAAAGAAAAAAGAAAAGAUACAUUUUUGAGUUUCGUCUGCUCAACGUGGUAGCCACGCGUCGUAUCGUGGUAGCCACGCGUCUCAUCGUGGUAGCCACGCGUCGUAUCGUAGCCACGCGUCGUAUCGUGGUAGCCACGCGUCUCAUCGUGGUAGCCACGCGUCGUAUCGUGGUAGCCACGCGUCGUGGUAGCCCAUCGAGACGACUGUUAAGAUGAAGCCAUCCCCGAUCGUCUUUCCGGGGCGGAGGCCUCUCGGAGGAGGAAGGCGACCUCCCCUCCCCCCGGCGACCAGUUUUUGCCUUUUUCCAAAUGUGAUGUCAGAUAUUCACCGAGGGUCGACCUGGAAUCCAUUUUUUUUCCGGAUCAGCGCUCCGCUCCUGAGAAGCGUCGCGAUCCGCUCGGCGCGUCCGAAGACUAAUUGGAAGUGCUGCGCCGCGACUCAACCCGACGGGCGAGCGAGUUUAGUCGGCGACCGCAUUUCUUAAUAACGAUCUUUUGAUGUGAAAUAUCUUGCUGUUACCUGGGGGGUGUUUGUCCAAAUGACACUUUUCUCUUUGUCCAUCAGAGUGCAUGCUUUAUGAAUGUGCUACAAUGAACAGUCUUUGUACCUUUUACUUGAAGAAAAGAAAAAAAACAAAGUAGAAAAAAAAAAACUGCCCAAGGAUAUCGAAAGCCAAGCAACGGCCUCGUCCAACUGAAUUUAGUAUGUAAUCAAUUCGACGUGGCUCUGACCAGCAUGUAUACCAAAGUGCUUACCGAGUGAGAUGGAACAAAACGCUCUACCAAAUGACAAAGGAACAUGUCACAGUAUUCUCUUCUUCCUGUUAUCAUUUAUCUCUCCCCGCCACACCCACCCCAAUGGAAACCUCCCCAGUGUUUUCUUGUGAGAAGUCCGAGGACGCUCCUUUUUUUGUUGUUGUGUUGCUCCAGACGUGAUUCUCAUGACGGGGCCUCGAGUGUCGUCAACGUAACGCCAGAUCUCAGAUUCUGUAACUUCCCCCGAAUGCAAACACGACAUGGAGGUCAACGCUCCAGGACUCACCGGGUCCAGGGCCCAGGUCUGGAUCCGGGUCGGGUUUGUGACGGUGAAACCUCUCGUCACCAGGAUUGGCAUCGCCCAGUACUGCAACACCCCUCCCCACACUCACUGUAUCUUGUUUUCUGGAAGCAUUCUGACAUAAUUCUUGUAUAACACUUCUGUUGCGGUCAAAAAGAAGAGUGAAUGUGCUCCUCGGCAAACGGAGAGCGGCCCCGUUUGAACGUGAACGACAUGCCAGCACGGGACGAACCGUCGUACGAGUCGAUUGUGCCAAAAUGACCUGUGGUAUAGGUUUUUCUGUUCUCUUUUUUUUUCUUCUUUCCUUUUGAGUAUAUAUACAUGCUGCUGUGUAAGCAAAGAGGGCUUUGGAGAAGAGUCAUGAAAUGUUGGCGCUAAAACCCAAAGCACGCUUUUUGAAAAACCAUGAGGGACUGGGACUGAAAUUGAUCUUUGUUUCAAUAAAGAUACUUUGAAAUCCUUA